This is a messenger RNA of Laetiporus sulphureus 93-53, 1593 nucleotides long. RefSeq lists its product as uncharacterized. Bases 134 to 1531 code for a protein of 465 amino acids. The transcript is spliced from 7 exons. The record is from RefSeq and is a predicted model, not a curated record. Lineage: Eukaryota; Fungi; Basidiomycota; Agaricomycetes; Polyporales; Laetiporaceae.
UUUUAGUCGUUGACCUCAAUGUCACACAACAUGUUCACCUGCUGUCCGCCUUCCUCGCUACAAACCUCUUUCGAACUCCUCUGCCUAACUUCCGUAUUUGAUUAUUCUUGGGUCUGAAGAAUAGCGCAGGGCCAUGAGCUUGGAUCAGAAUCUGUUCACGCUAAAUAUCACACCGAGUACGGAGGACCCGAAUGUCAUCGACCUCGUGGACCCUGCGGGCACCAUUCACUAUCGAAGACACCGAGUUCCAGACAGCACCACGUAUAUAGUCAACGUGUAUGAUCCUACCACAGACUCCCUUCUGGUCACGGCUACUGCACCGCUCGCAACGAGCAAGCACAAGACUCUUCAACUACAUAACCCCAGUGUUGUCGUCGAGCUGAAAUAUACCGGAACCCUGACAUUCAAGUGGGGGUUCAAGUGGGAAGAUCAUGAGUUUGAAUGGCGGAGGGAAGAGUGCUACAUUCUACGGAAGCCUGAUCCUGCUGUCUUGGUGGCUGUUACGAAGGAGCCUGCGGGGAGAUUGAAGACUAGCACAGUGCAGAUACUGGACUACAACUUGAAUCGUUUCGAUAUAGAUGAUAGGAAGGGCCUCGAGAUUAUCAUUCUGACCGCGUUGCUCACAUUCCAAGACGUCAACGACGCUUACCACGCUCCGCGCGCCGAAGAUGCUGCCAUGUCCACGUCAGUACCGCCUGCAACUUCGUCCACGCUAACCAGUUUGCGCACCCUCGGGUUCGGCACUGGACGCCCUUCGCAAGAUGCAGUACCCACGCUGCCGCCGAAACCUCCACCGCGCGUUGGGAUCGAGCGCAUCGCUGAGAUGCACAUGCUGCGUACUUUGCAGGGCGAGGGUGAGGCGAACGAGCUGGAGGUGACUGAAGAAGGCAGUGUCGAGGAAUACGCGCAGUUUGCACAGCAGCUGCUUAGUGAUGAAGCGAUGCUCUUCGUGACCGUACGCUCAGCAUCUCCUGCGGAAGUGCCGAAAGUAUUGCGCGUCGUGGAAGAGACCAAACGCCUCCGGUAUAAGUCUGGCCUUGAUGAUGAAGAACUCCAUCAAUACGUUUCGUAUGACGCGGACAAGAAGUCCAAAGGCCCCCGGCGAAUCAAUUUGAACGAUCCCCGCCCCAAGGACAAACAGAGUGCAUACGCGCCUCCAAGUAGCCUGCUCGUGCACCUUAGCAAGAUCGACAUGCCUGAGCUUCAGCCGAAGGCUGAGGUGAAGGAUCCUGGCCCCGAGCUCGGGUGGAUCACCGGUGGAGGUCCCAGUUCGUAUGUGGACAAUGAUCCGGCCCUUCUAACGGAUUAUGAAAUGGGCGUGCUUCGAGAGAGGACGAAGGGUAAGAGUAACGAGAGAAAUCGAGCAGAGGAGAAAGUGCGCAAGCAGAUGGAGAGGGACCAGAAGCUAGCAGAGGCAGAGCAGAGGAAGGCGGACAAGGAGUACAAAAACCAAAACCCGUUUUCUCAUCCAGAGGCUAAUCGGCUCACAAAGCCUUCCGUGCGUAACUCGAAGUACCACGUCCCGCACUAGACACAUCCGUCCCGGCCUUUUCCCUCGCCCGCACAGCCGAACAAUCCAGGCAUAUAUGCCAC